This is a messenger RNA of Ilex paraguariensis (yerba mate), 1640 nucleotides long. Lineage: Eukaryota; Viridiplantae; Streptophyta; Magnoliopsida; Aquifoliales; Aquifoliaceae. The record is from the annotation of a GenBank genome assembly.
AAAACUUUCCUUUGCGCAAUCUUUCUUUUUCCCUCUCUCUCAUGUUGUACAGACCCACCAGCUGCACUUAAAAGGAAACCCUCUCUCUCCACUCAAGGAAUCUUUCUUCUCUACACUCUCCUAUCUCCUCUUUCCUCUCUGUUCUCUCCUUUUUCAAAUCCAAGCAAGCCCAAGCAAUUUACCCAAUCAUCGCGAGCAAGCAUGAAUUAAUCUGAAGUGCAAAUAUGUGAAAAUAUUGGAACUUUAGAUAGGGGGUUUUACUUCGCCAACCGCAGACAAGCCAGACCCAAGUAAGCUUCCAGCGCAUUCUGGUAGGGGCCAUCAACCAUAACAUGGAAUGUUUGGCAGGCUUCGUAAUCUUACCAACUGCGGCUUCUCCUAUUAUGCGCUCAUCACUAUUUUGCGCCCCCAAGAAAUACAGAAAUGCCGUAGUAGUGAGCGCAAAACUCCAACACAAUGAUGAUGACCCUCUGUUCCGAGCCGCCGUUAGUCGCGCUUCUCUUCGCUUUCAGGAGACCCAUCGCCCAGAGCCUCUUUUUGUUGACCCAUAUGCUGGAUGCUUUGUUCCUCUUAGUGUUGAGGCGGAUAUGAAGCACCAACUGCACCAGUACUGCCUUGCAACCAAGUUUAUUGAUGAUAAGUUGCUUACUACAACUAAUAAUAUUGAUGGGCUUAAGCAGGUUGUUUUGUUAACAGAUGGAAUGGAUACGCGGCCAUAUCGGCUCAAUUGGCCUACCUCAACCAUAAUAUUUGAUAUAUCUCCAGAAAGGGUAUUCAAGAAAGCAGCUCAAAAGCUUGAAGGAUGUUGGGCGACUGAGAAGAUAGGGGCGGGCAAAAUAGGGCUUUUCUUUCACUCCAGUUGGCUGAUGGGAGUGCAAAGAAGAGCGCUUGCUCUCCUUUCCCUCCAUUUGGACAAUGUUGGGGCUAAGAUUCCAAGAAGCUGCUUGUUCUUUCAUGUUCCAUCAGAGUCACCUUAUAUACAACAAACUUUGUGCAGCAAAGGAUUUACUGGUAAUAGGCCUAGUAUAUGGGCUUUCCAGGGACUGCCUGUGAUGACUCUAGCAAGUUUUGAAGAGUUUUUGUCCAUAGUUAGUAAUUUGGCCAUGAAGGGAUGCCUCCUUCUGGGAGAAUUGCCUGCCUGGUUGGCAGAAACUGAAGUUGGCAUCAAGUCCGCUAAGAAAAUAUGGAUGGACAAGCUUUUUAUGAGCCAUGGUUUACGUGUGGACGUGAUUGGAUAUGAAGAAGUUGGAAGGAACCUAGGCAAGGUACCAAUGCCCGGAGAGUUCAAGGAUAUGCUUUUUGUUGCAGAACAAUUGCGAUUUUCUGAUGAUCAGAUGGAAACCUGGAGGAAAGAAUUUGAGAGGAUAGAGGAAGAAGCAGAUGAAGAAGGGUUCGAGGAGCUUUAACAUGGCACUUAAGUUUUGCAUCUUUUCGGUUGGAAUUGCCGAGGAGUAUUGUUUCUCUCUGCAGUUCAACAAGCAUUCAAACAGCCUUCUCCAUGGUGUCCACUACAUGUAUAUAAAUUAUUGGUGAUUUUGUAAGAAUUCGAUUCCUCUAAACGAUACCUGAUCUAUAUGCCAACUCAAAUGCUUAGGUUACUGAAUCCUUCCCAUCCACUUCAUCAACAGUUUUCAACACCA